Messenger RNA from Columba livia (rock pigeon), 1400 nucleotides. RefSeq names its product peroxiredoxin like 2C (gene PRXL2C). The record is from RefSeq and is a predicted model, not a curated record. The transcript is spliced from 6 exons. The coding region runs from base 176 to 847 and encodes 223 amino acids. Lineage: Eukaryota; Metazoa; Chordata; Aves; Columbiformes; Columbidae.
CCCUGUGCUGCCCACCCGGCGUCCCGUCCGGGAACGGGAAGGAGCCGCUACCCUGCCGCCCAGCCCCGGCAAUUCCCCGGGGCCACACAGCCCCCGGGCUCCCCUCUGCGGCCCCGCCUUUCCCUUCCUCCCCCUCCGCGGCCGGGCAGGCCUGGCAGAGGCGCCGGAGCGGGCCAUGGCCGGGCCGCUGGCGUCGCCCGUCACGCAGCAGGUCGGCAGAACGCGGGGCUGCGGGCAGCAGCCGGAGGCGGCGGAGCUGCGGGAGGCCGCCCGCUGCCGGGUGGUGGACGCGGACGGGAGGAGCAUCCCCUUCGAGGCCCUGUACGGGGAGCAAAAAGCGAUCGUGGUGUUCGUGCGGAAUUUUUUGUGUUACGCUUGUAAGGAGUACGUAGAAGACCUGGCAAAAGUCCCCAAGGCAUUUUUACAAGAAGCAAAUGUGAGGCUUAUAGUUAUUGGACAGUCAUCUUAUCACCACAUCAAGCCCUUUUGCAGUUUAACUGGGUAUACACAUGAAAUGUAUGUAGAUCCACAAAGGGAAAUUUAUAAAACACUUGGCAUGAAAAGAGGUGAAGGUAAUAGCGUAUCAGUGCGGAGCCCUCAUGUGAAAUCAAACAUGUUUCUGGGAAGCUUUAAGAGUGUGUGGAGAGCGAUGACUGGCCCAGUUUUUGAUUUUCAAGGAGACCCUGCUCAGCAGGGAGGAGCUUUGAUUUUAGGCCCAGGUAAUGAAGUUCAUUUUUUGCACCUGGAUAAAAACAGGCUGGAUCAUGUUCCCAUUAACACAGUUUUGCAGCUGGCAGGAGUUAAAACAGUAAAUUUCACAAACAAACCCGAGAUUAUUGACAUAUGACACUGGCACAGUAUAUAUUUUUUUUAUUUGUAUUCUGUAAUACAAGAACAAUUCUCCAGCGAGUUCCCACCAGCAUUGGUACUGUUGUGUCUUUAUGGGACAUCUGAAACCUCUUCUCAAAAAUCAGAGCACAGAAUAAAACUGCCUGGCACUGAAGAUGGGCACUAAAGUGCUAUUUCCAUUGCGUAUAACAAAAACUAAAAUACAACUGAGGCUUAUUGCAAAAAAUCCUGUAUUUUAUUGCUUCCUCAUCAAACAAUCUUGCUAAAAUAUUUUAAAAGUCUGUGUUCAAGAUGCACUAAACUAAAAACUCUGGUUUUGCUCAGGAAGAUCUUGGGAUUCUUGCCUUCAGAUCACACUGGCUUUCAAUCCAAUGCUUCUCAGCGAUGUUUUAAAGCUUACAGCACCAUGUGACAAUCUUUUAUUAAAAUAUACCUUGAAAAAUCACAGUUUUGAACACUGGAAUUUACGCUUAUGCCUGCUUUUGCAUCUAGCGCUAGCAGACAUUAUGAAAUACAUUUUACAGUUUUAAAUAAAUAUUUUAAAUAUGUCA